GCCACGCAGAAGCGGUUGUAAGCGCGUGUCGGUGACUAGCCGCCUCCAUUUUGUGAGCUUGUUGUCGGGCUCCGUCGUUGAACGACCAACGGUCCGGGCUCACCUUCCUCCCGAGGCUUUUCACGUCUUAAUUUUUGUUUUCUCGCCGUUAUAGCUACGCGUUUGCGUUUGUUCUUUUCCACCCUGGCCAUGGCAGAGUACAUACGUGUGGCCGAGGAGGAGUCGGAGGAGCCGAUGGAGAUCCCGUCGGAAGACGACGGCACGGUGCUGUUGUCCACCGUGGCGGCGCAGUUCCCGGGGUCGUGCGGCCUGCGUUACCGCAACCCGGAAAACCAGUGUAUGCGAGGGGUGCGGCUGGUGGAGGGCAUCCUGCACGCCCCCGACAACGGAUGGGGCAACCUGGUCUACGUAGUGAACUACCCGAAAGACAACAAAAGGAAAAUGGAUGAAACUGAUGCAUCUUCAGCUGUGAAAGUGAAGAGAGCAGUUCAGAAGACAUCGGACCUCAUCAUUCUUGGCCUUCCCUGGAAGACGUCAGAGCAGGAUUUAAAAGAUUAUUUUAGUACUUUCGGUGAAGUCAUUAUGGUACAGGUGAAGAGAGAUACCAAAACUGGGAAUUCAAAAGGGUUUGGCUUCGUCAGGUUCACAGAAUAUGAAACACAAGUGAAAGUGAUGUCGCAACGACACAUGAUUGAUGGACGAUGGUGUGAUUGCAAACUUCCCAAUUCCAAGCAAAAUGCAGAUGAGCCAUUAAGAAGCAGGAAAGUGUUUGUGGGUCGCUGCACUGAGGACAUGAGUGCUGAUGAACUCCGUCAGUUUUUUUCCCAGUUUGGAGAUGUCACCGAUGUAUUUAUACCUAAACCUUUCCGUGCUUUUGCUUUUGUCACUUUUGCUGAUGACCAGGUUGCCCAGUCUCUGUGUGGUGAAGAUCUGAUCAUUAAGGGGGUCAGCGUGCAUAUUUCCAAUGCCGAACCUAAGCAUCUGAAUGCUAGACAACAGAUAGAUAGAGGACGAUUCACAAACAGCCAGGGUGGCUUUGGCAAUCAGGGUGGGUUUGGAAACAACAGGGGUGGUGGGGGAGGAUUGGGUGGCAGUCCGAACAGUAACAUGAGUGGGGGAGGAAUGAAUUUUGGAGCUUUUAGUAUUAACCCAGCAAUGAUGGCUGCUGCCCAGGCAGCCCUACAGAGUAGUUGGGGAAUGAUGGGAAUGCUGGCUAGUCAACAGAAUCAAUCUGGUGCUGCAGGGGCAAACCCACAGCAAAAUCAAGGCAAUGUACCAAGGGAACAGAAUCAGCCAUUUGGAACAAAUAAUAAUACGUAUAGCUCAAAUUCCGGUGCAUUAGGUUGGGGGUCGGCAUCCAAUUCAGGUGGUCCUGGUUUCAGCUCUGGUUUUGGAUCCAGCAUGGAGUCCAAAUCAUCGGGUUGGGGAAUGUAAAAAGAUUUGUACGUGCUUAGCAAAUGUGAAGAAAGAGUGUAGAGAUUUAAAUAAUGGUAAGUAAACACAAAAGUAGGUUUUCACAAACUUUUUCUUGCUAUAUAAUUGAAGAAAAUUUUUAAGCAGUUGCCUUGCAAUGUCAUUCAAGACACUGAUGAUAAGGUGAAUUUUGAAAGUGCUUCUUCCUGUUCCUGAUUCAUACUGCAGUAUGUAGUUCUGUCAUGAGUUUAAUUUCUUAAACUAAUGAACUGUAAUUUAUGUGCACACAGUUGUUACUCUUCUAUGAACUCCAGUCUCUCAGUUGUGUUGAGCAUUUGACACAAUGUCCAAGUUAGUGUUGAACAGCAUGGGUAACCCGGCCCUUUCAUUCCUAUUGAAGACUAUGAAGUUAUAACUUCAGCUGACUGAGGUGCAGUUUUACUCCAAAUGUAUGUGCAGGGUAGACAAAGGUUUCUACCUUUUAUUACCUAGUAAACUGCAUAUAUUUUGUAAUAAUGCUAUCAUUGUACCAAGAUAGCCUUUUUUAAUUGGUUAAAUUCACUUCUCCUAAUCCAGGUUCUAUCUUGUGUGUACCCAAAACAGUUCUAAACUGUAUAGAGAAAAUACUUCCAAAAGAUAUCUAAAAACGAAACCACUUUACCAGUACCUCACGAUGAACUCUUUGUCAUAAUACCAGUGAAUACGUUCACCCAAAUUAAUUGGCUUUGCAUUUUCUCCAUUGGCAAUCCUUCUAGCAAUGAACUUUUCUUGAAUAUGAACUAUGUUGAGUGAAUUUCCCUGUCUGGUCAUAGAAUUUAUUUGAAAUGUUCUCAUUAAAUGAAAAAGUGAGUUGCUGAAAAGGCAUUACAUUGGGUAAUCGGAGCUGAAUAUCAAUUUGGAUCUGGUUAUCUUCACCUUUUUUUUCCCCCCACAGUGGACAUAAUGGAUCUUUAAUAACCAUUGUGCACUUGUGUCUAUACCUCAGUAGAGGUAUUAUUUACAUCCUCCAUAGAAACCAUUUUUUUCUGAAUUUAAUGCAAAUUUGUGGUAAAGGGGAGAAUGAUCUUUAUAGCAGAUGUCUUUUGCAAGGGCUUUCAUUGAAGUCUCAAAUAGAGUUUAACCAGCCUAAGGAUUACAAAUAUUUAAACUAAUAUUGACUUGUUAAAUCGCAUCUUUUGUGUUUCUAUCUGCAUUUUUUUUGGCUUACAAUAAUUUGGCCUUCGAUUUUGCAAAUUUGGCUCCUGCUUCCAAGUCUUUUCUGUUUAAUGUGCAUAAUGACAUAAGUGAAUAGACACUAUGCCUUCAAUGCAAUUAGGAGUAUUAUUUUCAAAUGUUAUUACAUUUAAGAGUAACACCCCCUUUGCUUUCUGUAAUUUUGAAAAUGUCAUAAACAUCUAUAAGUAUAUUGGUGAGCUAAAGGUUUUGGAAUGAGUUACGGUUAAAGGCUGGUAUGUUUUUGAAUCCAAAGCAUUUUAAAAUUGAAAUGCAAUUGCACCCAUGUUUUCAUUUAUAAUUGUAUAACCUCUGCAGGAUCACGGUUAAGUUUUGCCAGAUCUACAUAAUUCUUCUAAAUGUUUUCUUGACUUUGUACUAGCAAAUAACACUUCAGUUCCACAUUGGACAUCAAGCAAGUUACGUAACCAUGCUAUGAGAGCAGCAUUGGUGAAUCUAAAAAGACCCUUGCUAAAGAUAUAUUGUUAAUCUCUUGAGUUGAUACAUUUGUUGAAUUGCUGGUUUUCCAGAUUAGAUCAUUCAUUGCAUUGAAUGUCCAGUAGUGAAUCUAUGUGCACUGGGAUAUUGCUGUUUCAUUCCAAAUUAUCCAUCUUAAAGUUUAGAAUUAACUCCCUGCUAAAUGUAGUCUUUACCAGCUCUGCUAGCCAAAGGAGGGUUGUGGAGGUAUUGUUUAAGCAGCUGCAAAUAGGAAAUGAGCAACAUUGUGUAGAAAAUCUUUUAACUUGGGUACAAAAACUUGAUCUAAUGUUUAAUAGAAUAUUAUGUAGAGUUUUCAUAAUUGAAUUUUUUUUUAAGGAGUGGUCUGGAUCUCCAAGCAUGAGCACCUACAUAUGUAUAGAAAAUGCUUUCUCUAAACCAUUUCGCCACAUAACUACAGGCUGCACGGAGGUUCAGGUUCUAUUCAAAGGGACCACGGUUGGUGUUCCAUUUUUGUCCUCUACUGUUCUUUUCAUCGAUUCGUUUAUCAGCGCUGUGAAACAAGAUAUAAUGCAGAGCUGUAAUAACAUAAGUUGAUGCCUGGUAUGGGAUUGAUGCCAUGAUGGUGCCAACGAAUGAGAGGGCUAGUAUGAGCGAGGAAGGAGAGAGCGCAUGCAGACCUGGUGGUGCAUUUUAAAGCAUGGAAAGAUGUGGCUCUCAAUCCCUUGGCAUGGUGAGAGAAUGCAGAGGAGAAGUGGGAUACAGUACGAAUGUUUUUCUUGUAUUCACAAAGGACGUCCGUGGCUGAUGAGGGAGAAAAAACUUUGGAGUGGUGAUAUUUGCUUGUACCUUGAGUAAUUGGAAAAUGUUGACUGUGUUUAGUGAAAUGAAUUUCUCCAGGGGUUGAAACCAAGAAAAUCUCAGUUCGGUAGUAUUUAAAAAAUCUAAAAAAAUCAGAACAUUGGGUUGCAAUUUGAGUUAGAAAAUAAAUAUUUGCAAAGGGUUUAAUUCUAACUGAAAUAAACAUUCUUCUAAUUAUAAAGUGCACAAUAAAAUAAUUUUGCUUUACGCUUGAAUUAAGUUGCAGGUUGUUUGGUAAAUGCAAUUCCGUCAGUCCCUAAAAAGCUACAAAGAGGACUGCUAAUGUUUUUAAUCUAGUUUCAACCCCUGAAUAGUUUGUAUCUUUCCCCUCCCUGUUAACCAUGUGUGCCGAAUGGUUGGUGAUGUAUUUUUGUAUUACUGAUUUGUAAGUGUGGACAAGUGAAAUGAUGUGGUGUUAUGAAGGAACAAUAUUCUGGGGAGUGUAUUGUGUAUUGCCUGCCGGAGAUGACUUGUGUGAGCUCAGUGUUAAUCUUGAACAAGAGUGUACGUUUGUGUUUUCUGCGAGUUUAUUGUGAAUGAAUAAUAAAUGACUGCUUGAGUUAAGUGUGUUUUGAAGCCCAUUUUUUAAAAUGUCAUUGUAGGUAAUUCUUAAUAAAAAUUUAACUUGACUGAA
Messenger RNA from Amblyraja radiata (thorny skate), 4558 nucleotides. RefSeq names its product TAR DNA-binding protein 43 (gene tardbp). The coding region runs from base 190 to 1434 and encodes 414 amino acids. The record is from RefSeq and is a predicted model, not a curated record. Gene Ontology annotation, biological process: regulation of gene expression. Gene Ontology annotation, molecular function: RNA binding. Lineage: Eukaryota; Metazoa; Chordata; Chondrichthyes; Rajiformes; Rajidae. Gene Ontology annotation, cellular component: chromatin; nucleoplasm. The transcript has 5 exons.